AUGGUUGAUCAUAACAGUAGUAAUAGUAAUAACAGUAAUAGUAAUCAUAAUAAUAAUAAUAUUGAUAGUAUUGAUAAUAGUGAUAUUGGUAAUGAAAUAACAAUGAUGAAGCCGAUUAGUGGAGACAAGAUCAUCAACUUGCCAAAAGAACAAGAAUUCUUCUUUAAAAUUCCAGAAAUGAAUUUAUAUUUUCCGACAACUAUUACUACUACUACCAUGACGACUACUACGACGACUAUGACCAAUGGUGGCACUACCACCAUGAAUGGGAACCAUAAACAAUCAAAUUCAAAUGGAGCAACUAUAGAGGAAGAGUUGGACUCUAGUGAUUUAAAAGAAUCAUUAUUACAAGUACAAAAGAAUAUAAGAUAUUUUGAAACUUCAUUAUUUAAUCUACAACAAAGUAUAAAGGAUUUUCAUCAUCUUGAUAAUAUUAAUAAUAAUAAUAAUAGUAAUAAUAAUGGUAAUAAUAACAUUAAUUCUUCUUCAUCCUCUUCAUCUUCAUCUUCUUGUUCUUAUAAAAAUAUAAAUAAUGUAUUAAAUGAUUGGUUAAAAUAUUUGGAACAAUUACAACCAAUGUCAAAUCAAGUUGAACAAUAUAUAACUUUUCAAUUACAAUUACAAUUACAACUUCAACACCAACAACAACAACAACAACAACAACAACAACAACAACAACAACAACAACAACAACAACAACAACAACAACAACAUAUUGGUAGUAAUCAAGAUGAAGAUGAAAUAUUGUCAUCAAUUGUAGAUCAAGAUGCAUAUCAAAAGAGUCAUAUGAGAAAGAGUAGUAGUAAUAGUAGUAUUGCCAGUUGUACAACUCCUAGAACAUUUAAAAAAUCGGUGGCUUAUUUGGUACAACCGAUGGAAUUUGAAAUUGAACGAGUCGAAUUGAUUGAAAUUGCCGAAGUUGAUGAAAUUGCAUAUGCCAAACAACAACAACAACAACAACAGAAAAAGAAACAAGAAACUACUAUUGAUGAAGAUGAAGAGGAAGAAGAUGACAAGUAUCAUACUCCAUUCCUUACAAUUCAUUCACCAGGAUUUAAUUUAUUAAAACAAUCAAGAAAAUUGGAAGAUAUUAAUAAUAAUAAUAAUAACAAUGAUAAUACAAUUGGUGAAUGGGAUACAACAUCAUCAUCAUCUGAAGGAGAAUCUUCAUUAUUAUUAUCUGAUGAUUCAGAUGACGAUGAACAAAAUAGUAAAUUGGCAAAACUUGGUGGUAUAUCUUAUAUUGCUACAUUUAAUCAUGGUACUAGUGAAGGUACUGGUAUGAUUAAAAAAGAUCCAUCACAACCAUCAUCACAACUAUCACAACAAUUAUUAACAGUACCAAAAAAGAUUGUUGAAGAAGAGGAAAAGAAAUAUUCUACACCAUUUUCUCCAUCAUCACCACCAAUGUCUCCAUCACCAAUGGCAGCAUUGGCAACGAGCGAAGAAAGACGACAAGAAGAAAUCAAAGAGCAACAGCCACUCUUGAUUCCACCUGGUAGUAUACCGACCGACCGAUCAUUGAUGGAGAUUGCUCUACAAAAGAUUCGAUUCAAUAUUAUGAGUGACGCUAUGCAACAUAAAAAGGGUACAGAUAUGUUGAAUGCAAUCAUUAAAGAAGCUCCUCCUUUUUAUAGUAAUGGGUUUCAACAAGAUAAAGAUAAAGAAAAGGAUAGAGAUAAAGAUAAAUCAUCAAAUCAACAAACUCAUCAAAUUACAUUAAAUGAAUUGGAAUCACCAAGAGAAACUUAUUUAUCAAAUGAAGAAGAAGAUUUAUCAAAUAUGUAUCAUAUUUAUAAACCAAUUCUUCCUCUUAAUAAUAAUCAAAAUAGUAGUAAUAAUAAUCAAAAUAAUAGAAAUAAUAAUCAAAAUGAUUUAAAAAUGUCAAAAGUUAUAACAUUUUCAAAUCCAACCAAUCAAAAUCAAAAUAAUACAAAUAAUACGAAUAAUACUUCAAUUCCAGUAUUUAAAUUUGUAAAAGAAAAAGUACCAAAGUUGAUCAAUCAAACACCAGCAGAACAAGUAUGUUCACUCUAUUAUGAAGAGUAUAUGCAAACUGGAGAUAUAUUGGAGGAUGUAGAUUGUACAGAGUCUAGUCAAAUCGAAGAUACCGACUGCUCAACCUACGACGAUACAUUUACCUCUUCGACCAAUAUAAACAUUAAACAAUCGACCACUACCUCUCGAAUCGAACAAAUCCAACAACAAAUUCAACAACAUCAACAACACCAACAACAAUUAAUUUCACAACAUCAUCAACAAUUACAACAAUUACAACAUUUACAACAACAACAUCAACAAGAAAUGGUUGAUAAUAAAGAACUUUUAACAAAUAAUCAAAAUAAUCAAAAUCAAAAUAAUAAUAAUAUGAAUCAUAAUCCAAUUUCACCAAUAUCACCAAAAAUGAUAACACCAACAAGACAUUCAAUGAUUGUUAAUAAUAAUAAUAAUAAUUUACAACAACAACAUGGUAGAUCAUUGUCACACAAUGGCGUUACAAGUUCAAACACUAAACAAUGGAACAAUGGAAAUGUGGGUAAAUACUUGAAAUUUCAUAUAUUUGUUCCUACUCAUCCUCAUAUGAGUCGUGUAGAGUUGGUCAUUGAAGAGGAUGUCUCUGUAGAACGAGUCAUCAAUGAAGUAUUGGAUCUUUGUAUAAAGGAAAAAAGAAAAAUGCAACAACAACAACAACAGCAACAACAAAAUUUUUCUCCUCCUCCUCUUUUACCUCCAAGUAGUAAUAAUCAUAAUAUUUAUUCUCCUCCUCCUCCUCCUCCUCCAAUCACUACAAACACUACAACUACCACUAAUAAUAAUAAUAAUACUUCUGCUACAGCUGCACAAUCAUCUGAAUCUUCACCAACAACUGUAAAUACAACUAUUGAUUCAAUAUCUACUUCACCGAUGGGAUCAACAUCAACGGGGGCUAGUGGAACGGCCACGCUGACUUUUCCCUUUCUUUCAUUCUCGACCAAUGCACGUGCAUACAUUUUACGCAUUGCCAACGAGGAUGGUGUCAUUGACGACGACUAUUUGCCACUAGAGCGAGGGUUUGAAAUUAAAAAGGCAAAGAAUGAUCGAUUCAUGUUGCAGCAGAAUCCUCGUUGGGUGUCUCCUACCACGUUGCCUCCACCCUCUCCUUCGACACUCAACUCUCGUGGUGGUGCAGCUGGGUUGGGUCCACGUAUCUUUCGUGUUCAUAUUGCCGCGUCGACACCGCUGUCGACUGGCGAGUUGUCCAAUCGUCACUCGCUCGGGUUGAUUGGUACACACGGCUGUAAAGAUUCAAUUGCUUUUCCCUAUAACCCUACUACAACACUCGCAUCACUCAAGAGUACGAUUUGUAGAAAGGAAAAGUUUAUAGAGGAUUUAUGUGUAUUCAUGUCGAUGGCCAAUGAAGUCAUUUGCACUGAAUCAAUGACACUUGACGAGUAUGGAGUUGGAGACAUUAAACUGGUACAUGACCGCGUUAAAAAAAACUCGAUUCCCAAAUCUGUAUCUUUUAUCCGCGAGUCUGGCAAUGCACCACGACCCAUCACCAAGCUACUCGGUCCACUCUUUUUCUUUACACCCGAUUCUGCUGCCGAGUUUAAACAGUUCCAAGUGACCAAACUCAACAAAUUUGGUGUCAAACAAGACCGCUUUAUGGGUAUUGAUCAAGACCGCAUCGUACACACAAUCUGCACCGAAUCCAAUACUCCGGCCGGAGGAUCACCCAUUAGCAACGGAAGUGGAGGUGGUGGAGGUGUCGGAGCAUCCAGUGCAGACAAGUCCAACAACAAUAACAACAAUAGCAACAAAUCCAAGAAAUCAUUCAUCAAAACAUUUAGUUCCACCCGUUUGAAAAAACCAAUUCAACCAAUGUCAGAAAUCACCUCUGUCGGUUUAAUUAGUACAAAACCUUCAAAUUUUUAUAUUAGAUGUAUUGAUGGGAAAUAUUCUGAAUAUUCUUCUCCUGAUUCAGAGGAAAUUAUUGCAAAAUUAUCUGUUAUAAUUAAAGAACAUAGAAUGAAAAGAAGAAAUUUACAAUAA
Molecule: messenger RNA, 4032 nt
Organism: Cavenderia fasciculata
Lineage: Eukaryota; Evosea; Eumycetozoa; Acytosteliales; Cavenderiaceae
Exons: 2
Coding region: 1-4032 (1343 amino acids)
Source: RefSeq, a predicted model, not a curated record